Molecule: messenger RNA, 1077 nt
Organism: Thamnophis elegans (Western terrestrial garter snake)
Lineage: Eukaryota; Metazoa; Chordata; Lepidosauria; Squamata; Natricidae
Gene: C14H16orf89
Product: chromosome 14 C16orf89 homolog
Exons: 8
Coding region: 1-1077 (358 amino acids)
Cellular component (GO): membrane; cytosol
Source: RefSeq, a predicted model, not a curated record
AUGACGUACAUGCUUAUCUACACAAAUCCUACCUAUAAAAAGGAGAACAAAGACAGGUUUUUCACGGUCUAUAAAAAGCCUCUGUUGGUUUCUCCUGCCCUCCCCGAUGCAAAAAUGCUGAAUUUUGUAUUUUUGACUUUGAUCUGUCUCGUAAACCUGCAGCCCUCCUCUUGCGAAGAAGAUAGGAGGAAUGCUAUCAUCUCAUCGAUGGAGAAGGCAAUUAUGUUCCUGGCUGAAAAUCAUGACAAAAUUAACGUAGAUGCGGUAUUGGGAUUCUCUGUCUUGGAAGCAUUCUUGAAGAACACAGUGGAGAUAUGGCAACAACGGCCGGAAUUAACCAUCAGGCGACAGAGAAUCCUGGUGAUGAGGGAGAAGCUGUUGACCUUCACGGAGAAGGCAGCCCAAGAUAUUGAAAAGCAGGAUCCGGUUUCCCACAAAGAGUUUGCUCCAGCUUUAAAACCAGGAUUUUGGAAGGUCCCUCAGGAAUGGAAAAAGAUUAAUGACUCUAUUCCUUAUUCCCCAACAAGUGGGAACUGUCUGGAUUUAAAAACCAGUGAUUUCUGCAUCUCAGCCGUAUUAGGAACACAGGAUUCCGCCGACAAAUGCUGGAUUCCAGAUAAUUGCACCAGUCUCAUGAUAAACACUCAUUGCAACGGCUAUCUGCUCUCCCACCAACUCUUUUACUUUCUAUUCGCCAAGAUGCAAGCAUGCCCUAAUUCGCUCUUCCAAAAUGCCGGGUACUAUGAAAAUGUCUUCUGUCAUUUGAUGAUGCAAAGCAAUCGCUAUAUCGAAAAGAACAAUCUGUUCGACAAUUUUGGAGACCUCUUUACAGAAAAUAUUAUGUUUUGUGCGCUAGCUGGAUUCUCAGAUUUCUUCCAGACUUCCUGGCUCGACCGCAUUCUCAACUGGCAGGAACAGGACAAAGGAUGUUUCUGGAUGUACACUUCUUCCAAUGAUAAGGACCAUGUGAGAAGAAGGACAAAGAGGUCUGAGAAACUUGUUGAAGGUACCUGCUCUUCCCAUAACACGGCUGUGUCUGUUGGAGCACUUGGGGGCUUCCUCUUGAACAGCGCCUGA